This is a messenger RNA of Schistosoma intercalatum, 1152 nucleotides long. The record is from the annotation of a GenBank genome assembly. Lineage: Eukaryota; Metazoa; Platyhelminthes; Trematoda; Strigeidida; Schistosomatidae.
AUGUGUGAAUAUCUUGUUUAUUACUUCACACUAUACAAUUGUAAUUGGCCCGACCCAUUCACUGCUAGUGUGAAAAACAUACAAAAUCCCGACACUGCGGUUGUCAAUUUAAUGGUACUUGCAGACACACAUCUCGUCGGAUACGUUCUAGGUCACCCCAUCGACCGCAUUAGAAGGGAUUGGCAAAUGAAGCGUGCUUUCCAAGCUUCCUUAUAUUUACAUAAUCCUAAUGCCGUUAUAAUAUUAGGAGAUAUUUUGGAUGAAGGGAAAUGGGCUACAAAUGAUGAUUUCAGCCAUUUGGUGAGAAGAUUUCGCGAUAUUUUUCAUCAUGAUAAAACGAAAACAUUAGUUAAAACCGUUGUUGGCAAUCAUGAUAUUGGAUUUCAUUAUGCCACUAAUGAGUUUUUGAAUAAUCGAUUUCACCGGGAUGUUGGAGACAAUAUUUAUACACCGCCUAUUUAUCUGUGGUCCUUCUUUGGCAUCCAUUUCGUUAUUGCAAACAGUAUCGCUUUUGAAGGUGACAAUUGUGAUUUAUGUUUUGAAGCCAAUUUCAUAUUGAAAUCGAUUGCGAGAUAUCUUGAUUGUUUGAAGAUGUCUACUCCAUCUAAUACCAAGAGUUGUUAUUCCAAGGAACUUGGUAUGGGCCUUUCUGACAAAUUGCCAUACAUUGAUGUUGACCUUAAUGAUCCAUCUUCUUUCGUCUAUUCACGUCCGGUUAUUUUACAACAUUUCCCCCUAUAUCGCACUUCUGAUAGUGGAUGCUCUACAAAACCAAUGGAUGCUAUGCCUAAACACUUGAGAAAAACUGUAAACAGACCGAAACUUGAUUGUCUUUCAAAAGAGGCAACAAAACAAUUACUGGAAUCUCUUCGUCCACGACUAAUACUAUCUGGUCAUACACAUUACUCAUGUAAAAUGUCACAUCGAUUCGGUAACCAAUCGGAUUCUGCUGUGGAAUGGUCAGUUGCUAGCUUCUCUUGGAGAAAUCUCGCAAAUCCUGGAUUUCUAAUGCUUUCAAUAUCGUCCACAAAUUAUUCAGUAAAUAAAUGUUAUCUCCCAACUGAGUUGCGUUUAUUACAAAUUUAUAUUUCCGGUGUUCUACUCAUACUUUUUGUUGUCACGUAUCAAAAGUUAAUACCAUAUUUCGUUUAA